AGGCGCCCGGGGCUCUCAGCGCUGCUCUCCCCAGGCCCAGCAGGACGCCAGAGCGGAGCCCAGGCGGGCAGGACCCGCGGAGAGCGGACAGAGACCAGCAGCAAAGGAACCGCGCCGGAUUCACGCCAGGUGCUGCCUUCUCUCCUGAGGCGAGGCUCCCAAGAACGGUUCGGCCGCACUAUAUUUGGAGUGUAAGUCGUUGCCUGAGGGAGCCUGAGCCAUGGCUUGGAAUGAAUUCAGUGUCCUCAGCUGGCUCAGGGAGAGUCGGCAGUCCCGAAAACUAAUUCUGCUUAUUGUUUUCAUUGCAUUACUCCUGGACAACAUGCUGCUUACUGUAGUGGUGCCAAUAAUUCCAAGUUACCUGUACAGCAUUAAACACCAGAAAAACGAAACAGAAAUCCAAACUACGAGACCUGAGAUAGCUGCUUCACCUAUGGCCAGUUUUCAAAGCAUCUUCUCCUAUUAUGACAACUCCACAAUGGAUACUGGAAGUCAGUCUGACAGGACAAGAUCAAGAGAUUUGUAUCAUACUCAGACAGAGCAAAUGGUGGUAAAUGUGACUAAUGUACCAUCUGAUUGCCCCACGGAAGACAAAGACUUGCUAAAUGAAAAUGUCCAAGUUGGUUUAUUGUUUGCUUCUAAAGCUACUGUGCAGCUAAUCACAAACCCUUUCAUAGGACCAAUGACAAACAGAAUAGGCUACCAAAUUCCAAUGUUUGCUGGCUUCUGCAUCAUGUUUCUGUCAACAAUUAUGUUUGCCUUCUCGGGAAGUUAUACAUUGCUGUUCAUAGCAAGAUCUCUUCAAGGAGUGGGUUCCUCCUGUUCUUCUGUGGCUGGGAUGGGUAUGCUGGCCAGUGUUUAUACAAAUGAUGAAGAGAGAGGCAAUGCAAUGGGAAUUGCAUUAGGAGGACUGGCUAUGGGAGUAUUAGUGGGUCCACCUUUUGGGAGUGUGAUGUAUGAGUUUGUGGGAAAGACAGCACCUUUCCUUGUGUUGGCAGCAUUAGCUCUGUUAGAUGGAGCUGUUCAGUUAAUUAUUCUACAACCAUCCAGAGCACAACCAGAAACUCAAAAAGGGACACCAUUACUGACCCUCUUGAGAGAUCCAUAUAUCAUUAUUGCUGCAGGAUCAAUCUGCUUUGCAAACAUGGCUAUUGCUAUGCUGGAACCAGCAUUGCCUAUCUGGAUGAUGGAGACCAUGUGUUCAAGAAAAUGGCAACUUGGCAUCGCUUUCCUUCCAGCUAGUAUCUCUUAUCUUAUUGGAACUAAUAUUUUUGGGGUACUUGCACACAAAAUGGGAAGGUGGCUUUGUGCUCUACUUGGGAUGAUAAUCGUGGGAAUAAGCAUUUUAUGUGUACCAUUUGCCAAAAACAUAUACGGGCUCAUAGCACCAAAUUUUGGGGUCGGGUUUGCCAUUGGAAUGGUGGAUUCCUCAAUGAUGCCAAUUAUGGGCUACCUUGUAGAUCUGCGUCAUGUUUCAGUCUAUGGCAGUGUGUAUGCAAUAGCUGAUGUUGCCUUCUGCAUGGGGUUUGCAUUAGGUCCCUCUGCUGGUGGUGCCAUUGCAAAGGCGAUUGGAUUUCCAUGGCUCAUGACAAUUAUAGGGAUUGUGGAUAUUCUCUUUGCUCCUCUAUGUUUUUUCCUUCGAAGUCCACCUGCCAAGGAAGAAAAAAUGGCAAUACUCAUGGAUCAUAACUGUCCCCUUAAAACAAAAAUGUAUACUCAGAACAACGUCCAGUCAUAUCCAGUAGGUGGUGAUGAAGAAUCUGAAAGUGAUGAAUAUUAAAAGCCAUAUUGAGUAUUUUGGUGUACACAGUGCAGUGUUUCCCGUGAAACAUCUCAUACAGAAAUAUGUUUUAGGUGUUCUGUACUUUUAAUGGUGAAAUAGUAAAAAACCAAAGGUAUAUUAUUUAUUUCCCAUGGUUAUAAUGCAGAUUGCCAACUGCCUUAUAAAGAGAAAAUAGCUUUUAUAGGGGGUUUGUAUAGUGAAAACUUUAUUUUAUGUAUUUAAUUUUAAUUAUAAUACAGUAUAUUUUUGAUUAACUGUGUAGUUAAAUCUGUAUAAACAUUUGAAUCCAAACUAUAAUUUUCUAUAUCUUAUUCAUGGACAAUGACAUAAGAUUUUGUAGUUUGGACUCAUUAGUGGGUAAUGAGUUCUUGACAGUAAAAUGCUUCUAUUAAUUAUUCCUUUGAUUAGAAAAAUGUGAAGUUCAAAGUGUACACAGCCUAUCCAACUCUCAGCUCUAUUAAAUGUACUGUGCGCUUUGAAGCACAUUCACAAGAGAUAAAGUCUAGAAUUAAGACAGCACUUUAUUACCAGUUGCUCAGCUCAGGGUCAUACAGUGCCAUCAAUUUUAGUUUCUUUUCAGAGCUCCCCAGAUGAUUCCAAAGGUGAGCUCUGCAUAAAACUGAUGGCAUACUGAGACCUUACGGUAAGAAAAUAAAACUUUUUAAAACAAAAAUUGUUUUCAGACAUAUCAGUGAUUGCUAAAAAAGUUAGAGCAGUACCCAUCCUUCAGAAACACGUUUUAACUCCAGUCUCUUGCUGGCUCAUCCACUAAAGGGUAUUGUCAUAGCUUCAGAAGAAACUGGAUUUGCUCUCACACAGGAGAUACUAUGGUUUCCAUCUGAUGUAUGAAGGAAUGCUGGGCAAGUUUCAAGUCAGGAACUCACUUUGGAUAUAUAGGGAUGAAUUGAAAGGCCAGUGUUUGUUGGCUGUUAAUCUAAAAUAGCACUAGGCCAACUAAGAAAACAAAAGAUAAGGUCAAAAUCUGUAUGCGUCCCCCCCCCUCACCCUUUGGGGAUUACAGUUGUAUCAGAGUGAAAUUGGGUUAUAAAACUACAGCUGUUGUAAAUAUAGAUGUAGCUCCACUGAAUUCAAUUCAGCUAUGCCAAUUUCAACCAGCUGAGGAUCUGGCCAAGGACAUGUAAAUAUACAACAAAACCAAAGUUAAAACAUUGCCAUUACUUUUUUUGCCCUGUAAUGUAGUAUUAGCUAGCCAGACAGUCUUGGUGCUGGGAAAACUGGACAGAAGAGUAUUUGAUAUCGCCUGCUAAAAUUAUUUAUGUACAAGUGAGCUAUUAUACCUUCAAGAAGCGUUGACAUUUACAAUUUUUAUAUUCAGAUUUUAUUUUUGUCAUCUCAACUUUAUUUCAGGUACUACUUACACAUUCAUUUCAGGAUUUUUAUGAUUAGUUAAGAUCACUGCAGUACCACAGUAUUUACAUUUAACAUCUUACUUGCAGGGCUCAACUUCGGUAGCUUUGACUAAAAACUAUUUUACACUGAUUUGCCUACAUGUCUAGAAAUUUUGUUUGUAUGUUUCUUCUAUUUGAAAAUGAAGUCAAAUUAUAAAUGUAUCCAAAAUAAUGGAAAAGUAACAAAUAGCUCAUUAUCAAUACCUCUAGUUAUUUGAUGAGACUAAAUCUAAUGCAAUGAAAAUACUGCAUUAGACAAUCUACUUAUGACUGAGAAAAAUCAAACUUCUAAAGUAAACACUCAACAAAAAAUUGAAGUAUGUUUUUUAAUCUAGUAGUUUUUGUUUGUAAAUUAAAAUCUUUAUGUGCCUUCUUUCAUGUAUCAGCAGAUGUUUUAUGUACUACAGCAGAUACUCUGUGUUUACAUAUGGUUUUGUAAAGCGUACACAGUAUGGUCAGAAAGUAUGGAAAUGCUGUGAAUCAAAUCUCAAGUAUUGCUUUGUUGAUAAUUAUGCAGUAAGACUACAUAGAAUAAAUAAAUAAAAAGUAAUCUAAAAUAAAUUCAUGAUUUAUUGCAACACAAUACGGAAACUCUCUCACCAUUUUCUAUUCUGUUAUGGUUUGCACACACCAAGAAGUGGAAAGAAGGUAACCAGAAUUUAUCAAAAGCAACAUUCAAUUCAUACCUAGUCUAUUUAUGAUUUCUAACAGGCAGGUUAAACGUUUCCAUGCCAGGAGACAAGAUGCCUGUGUAUAACCUGCUAAUGUAAAAUGAGGUCACAAGCAAUCUGACAAAUGAUUUUUGAUCCAAAUUUUAAUUUUUGUAAACUGUUCUAAUAAUAAUGCAGAAAGAUGUAGAAGGGAUUACUAGGCAUACAGGUCACUGUUCAUACUGAAUGGACAUAUGUAAGUAAGUGGAAGUUAUGAGGCCACACCACAGCAGGAAUUGACUUCUUGCAAAGUAUGAAGGAUCAGAGCAGAGUCUUUGACAGAGUCUGAAAAUUGACUUAAGCUAGUAACUAAUUUUGCAUGUGGCUGUCUUUUAUUAUAUUUUACUGAUGCAACAGCGAUGAUAACAUUUCUGUAGUUUCCGACACACUUGAAAUACAAGAAAAUGAUUCCUUCUAUGCCCGACAAAGUAUUUGGAGGACAAACAUUUUUAAUACAACAGAGACAGAGAUUUGGCAAGUCUGUCACCAGUUCCUUCAGUCCACCGCAUUGGUUGCAACACCAACUAUAUGUAAUCUGCCAUGCAGAGCAAUAUCCCUUCUAUGGAGUUUUCUUUAAUAGAAGUAGUUUGUAUUUUCAAGAUUAGCAUUUUUUUAAAAAUAGCUUCAACUGUGAUAUUUAACAGUGAAUCUAGCUGCAUGACUAGGUAAUGGUAGAUAUGAAAUUCAUGUUUUGAUCACUGAAAUGAGUGAGAAGUGUGGCCUGCAGAUUAUGACUGUUCAUUUGGGAUUUGGAUUUUGCAAUGUGUAAUGGGACAGUAAAAUAGAUUAUUAGCAUUUUUCAUGGCCUUGAAAUUUGUUUCCAAACAAUUCUUUGCCUUAAAAUGUUAUAUCAUACAAAUUUGUAGAUCAUUUAAAAAAAAAAAUCAAACUUCAGCCGAAGGAAAGUAGUAAGUCUUUUACUUUGUUUUUGUGAACAUUUCUGGUUGAUAUCAAUUGUUCAGUAGAAUUUAUUGCCCUGAAGUUGGAUCUAUAAUACUAACAUUUAAAUUUUAAUUAGCAUACAGUACAUUCAUCUGGAUGAAGUACAAUCAGCAAUUGCAUUCAUCAGUGUACUGUUUAAAUUCAUAUUUAGAUAACAUAAGUUGCUACAUUUAAAAGAUUAUAUGGAGAAAAAAAGGUAGAAAGUCCUGUUCACUGGAUUUAUUUUUUACAUUUUUCUUGAUCAAUUAAGAAUUUUAAAAAAAGAAUGAAAAUUAAGGGAGACAUUCACAUUGCUAUACAAAUUCCAAGUAAAUGAGCUUUGUGGGAGAGACCCAUGAGGAGAGAUUCAGGCAGUCAGCUCAGUCCUCUUCAAGCAAGGAGCAGAAUGCAGAACAAGCGGACUACGGCUCUGUGUAUCCCCUCAUUGUGGGGUUUCUAGUCAGUGUAUCCAAACAUAUCAUAGCUGUGCCCUGUCACUGCGCCUCCAACUCACACAUAUCCCAUGGGAACAAUGGAGACCCUCUGUAUGGCCCCUCUCUCUCUCCCUUCCCCCCACCCAUACACUAGAUCCAUGAAAAUUCUGGGUUCUGUACUUUGGGUCUUCUGUGGCCAUGGAGGAACAGGUGGAUUUAAUCUCAAAUCAGUAUUAACAACCCAAUGGUAACUCAUGGCUGUAAUUAUAUUUACCUUUAACCACAUGGGAAACUUUGAAAAACAUUCUGUUUAGGAAUAAUUCUGCUGCUGUCAUUUAGUGUCUUUUUCUAUCCCUAUUUCCCCUAAAAAUAUUUGCUGCUUAGUAGCUUAUUUGCUGUGCUCCUCCUCCUCCUCCUCCUGUAGUUCUAAAUGUCUAUUUAUGACAAAGUACACAUUUCAGGAGAAUACAGAUGGGGAAUUAGCAGGAGGAGCAAAUAAAGUGAGUUAGUAAACUGCAAGAAUUCUAUUUAAAAAAAUGUUACAGGAAGAAAAAAUAUAGGAUAGAUCAGAAUUAUUCUUAAACACAGUGAGUCAGAUUGUUACCAUCAAUAGACAUAGUAGUAGUUGGACAGAGCCCAGAAGUCUUAAUCAAGGAUGAGUCCUGCUAUUCUAGGCAUGCUGCAAACAUUGAUAGAGUUACACCAUGUAUUUAUUUGGCCCAAUGAUUUUGAAAAACUUCCAUAUUUUUUAAAUUGUGCUGAAUGUAAUUAAAAUGCAUAUACUAAAUACAGAGAAUGCAUUAAAGGCUUAUACAGCAAUCAGUAAUUUUACUUUUCUAUAAACAUGCAUUCUCCCCACCCCCUAAUAGGUACUGCGCUUUCUAAAUCAUCAUACCUUAAAGAGCAAUAUUUUUAAAAUAUUGCAUUGCAGUAGUUUAACAGUGCAAAGAAGUAACUGAUAAUUUAGCAAAACUAUUUUAUUAAAGCUUGUUCUCAUGAUAAAAUCAUAGCCAACAAAAUCAUAUCAGGCAGAGUUUCUGUAAAUAUUUGUAGCUGCCACCUAGCUACAUAUCACUAAGUCAAAUAUAUUCUCAUUUUCUGUGGUAUUCUUUAUUUUCAGCUAUUUACAGGAAAGCAAAGAUUACAUUAGGAAUGUAGUAUUACAGCUUCUCCUCAAGAGUCAGUGUUCAUUGUAAUUAAUGCCAGAUAAGAUUGGUGUGUUUUCCUUAUCACUCAAAUACAACUCUUUCCCCUCCCCAUUCAACAUAUUUAUAAAUAUUGCACUACAGUUUUUAUGUUUUACAAUCAUCAUUAGCAGUGUUAUAUGAAGAAAAUUAUAUCCAGCUUUUCUUAUCCAAUGUAUUACACAAUUAUGUAAUUUCAAACCUUCAAUGUGCUUUUGUGAAAAAACAAAAUUUAUGUUACUUCUGCAGCUACUUCAUGCCUGGCGGAGUUUAAUGAUUUACUUGGAUAUAUUUGAACACUUUUAUGGUAAUCCAUAAUGAGUUAACACUGAUGGAGAUUUAGUCCAGAUUACCACCAAUGGUGAGCUACUCAAAAAUAAAAUGUGAAAGACGUAAUAUGGAUUUCAAUCAAGUAGACGGUUAAACAACUAUUUUAGUCAUUAAAGGAUUUUAUUUUGUGAGACUGUUUGCUGAAGCAGAAUUUUAAAAAGUGUAAUACAUGCCUAUUUGAGCAUGGAUAGUGUUUUCCACACAUCAGCUAAAUAAUCAUCAGGUAUCCCAAAACUUCACCAAAAAAGGGUGUUGCAUGAGUGCAAAUAAUUGAUUUUACUUAAAGGUACAAAUAGGUUUUUCCUGCUAAAACUAUUGUUUUUUUUUUGUCCCUCACAAAAUAAAUUGAGAGACAAAUUCAACAGAAUAUUAUGUUAGUGGCUGCCUGCCAAUUAAAAUCAUUU
This is a messenger RNA of Chelonoidis abingdonii (Abingdon island giant tortoise), 7175 nucleotides long. It is a transcript of the gene SLC18A2, whose product is annotated as solute carrier family 18 member A2. Gene Ontology annotation, biological process: aminergic neurotransmitter loading into synaptic vesicle; transmembrane transport; xenobiotic transport. Gene Ontology annotation, cellular component: synaptic vesicle membrane; terminal bouton. NCBI's taxonomy places the organism in Eukaryota, Metazoa, Chordata, Testudines, Testudinidae. Gene Ontology annotation, molecular function: serotonin:sodium:chloride symporter activity; xenobiotic transmembrane transporter activity. The record is from RefSeq and is a predicted model, not a curated record.